Spinacia oleracea (spinach) is the source of this 1708-nucleotide messenger RNA. RefSeq lists its product as uncharacterized. The coding region runs from base 418 to 1248 and encodes 276 amino acids. The record is from RefSeq and is a predicted model, not a curated record. Lineage: Eukaryota; Viridiplantae; Streptophyta; Magnoliopsida; Caryophyllales; Amaranthaceae. The transcript has 2 exons.
UAAGGAAAUUUUGUGCAACACUACCUUUAAGUUUGGACGUUUUGUGAAUUACUACCUUAUAAAAAAGUUUUUUAAUUUUGCUACCUUAUAAGUUUGUUUAGUUUGAGUAACACUACCUUGUAACAGUUUCUGUCAAAUUCCUCCGUUUGUGGGCCCCACCUCCAACGUUUCCCUCCAUUUUCAUAAUUGAAAUUACUCCUAUGUCCCCCCAUUUGCUUUCCCACCAACUUCUAUCUUCUCCUUUCUCUUUCCUCUGUCAUUUUUCUUUUCCUCUGCUUCACAUUUAUUCUUCUCUCCUUCAAUCUCAACCACAAACCCUAAAGCCAUAAUUGAUGAUGCUACACUUCUGAAUCUUCUUCAAGUCAAGAGAUUCUUCUCUUUAUUACGCGCAGUGGUCCAAAAGGAGAUCUUGGAAAGAUGAAAACGACAGGAAGUGGUCCAAAGGAUAAGGGAAAGGGGAUAAUGCCAACGAACCGACAAGGUGGAUCCCAAAUCAGGAAUGAGCAGUUGGGUUACAUUGAUCUUGCAAUAUGGAUGGGGGGAAAGUUUGUUUUCAAUAAGGGGGAAACUGAUUAUGUUGGUGGGAAGUUGUAUACUAGAUUGACAGUGUGGUUGCAUGAGUUAACUGUUUUUAGUUUGAGGGAGCUUGUAAUGAAAGGGAUGAGUGGAACUAUAGGGAGGAUUAUUGAGAAUUUCAGUGUAUGGUUUAGGCUACAUGGGAUGAAUUUGACUAAGGGUAGGAAGAUUAUACACACUCAUGAUGAUAUAGGGAGGUUAUUGGAGACAAAAGAUGGGUCUAACAGGGUGAUUUUGUACAUUAUUGAGGAAUCCAAACCAGCUUUUAUUGGCCCAUCUGUUACCUACCAAACUGCCAACUUUAAACCACCAAGACCACUGAAACAAGCUACACAAAGCAAUCCUUCUGGGCCACAAAGAACACUGACCCAGCCCAUUACAACCAAACCUGCUGGCCCAUCAACAGUGACCCUAAAACAAGUGAAAAUGGAACCACUUCAGUCAAAGUUUUCCCUAGUUAGGAGAAGCCCAAGGCUUGGUUUUGAUCCUGAUGUGGUUUACAUGGGAAAGGGUACAGGGCCAAGUGAGAAUCCAUCCACUGUAAAAGAACCCAACAAAACCCAAUUAAAAAAGCCAAUUGCUUCAGCCACUGUCAAAGCAAGUGUUCCUAAACCUAUUCCCUCAAAUAUAUCUUCAGUUGAUCCUCACACUCCAAGUACAGAACCAACAUAAAUCCCUCCUCAUACCACCACCACUCCCACAAAACCUUCAAAAACACCUCUGCCUGCAAACCCACCUCUUCUUAGUCCAGAUUUGAAGACCUCUACCCCUAGGAGAAAGAGUGUAGCACAGAAGGGGAAAAAGGUCAAAGGAAAAGCAGGAAAAGUAGGGAAGAAAAAGGGGAAAGGAAAGAAAAAGGAUCCUGGGGACUGUUUAUUUGAAAAUGAUGAGUUUGGUGAUUGGUCUGAAAGUGAUUCAGACUUUUCAGAUUUAGAUGUGGAGUUUGAACCAGGGGAAGAGGACAGAAAACAACUAGAGGAGGAUGAGUUGUUCUGUGAGCCAUUGUCUACUGUGUUGAGGGGAAAUAAGAGGGUAGAUAAGGUUGCAGCACCUGAGGUGGAAGAACAAGUGGAUCUAGCACCUGAGGUGGAAGAACAAGUGGAUCUAGAACAUGAGGUGGAUUAUGAUUCAG